Molecule: messenger RNA, 2634 nt
Organism: Aspergillus wentii DTO 134E9
Lineage: Eukaryota; Fungi; Ascomycota; Eurotiomycetes; Eurotiales; Aspergillaceae
Exons: 2
Coding region: 1-2634 (877 amino acids)
Source: RefSeq, a predicted model, not a curated record
AUGAGCGCUGAAGAAGGUGGAGAGGCAACCAUGAUGCCCGCCACCAACGGCGAACUCUUUGCCACACCCGAUCCAUCUGCACUGUCGACGCCUGGCAAGCGGAAGCGUGUAUCGAGUUACGACGAGAGACCUGCUGAAGAAGCCGGCUCCUCUGUCGCGCAAGCGCAAGAGAAGGCAAAGCUCGAGGAGACUCUGCGGAAUCUUGUCGAUAUAUUGAGCAAAAAUGACACAGAUCUUCAGCUUCUUUCCUGCCCCUUACCAUCAUCACCUGCGAAACCUCGCUCAAAGCGCGCAAAAACUUCGGGAGAUAAAGAGGAGGGUACCAGUAUACAAUCACGGGUCGCGGAGGGACGUUACAACACACUUCAGGAAUUCCUGGGUGAUAUUGAAAAAGCAUCUGCCGCCGUGAUCGAAAGAAACAAAUCCCAGGCAAAUGGUGAGUCCGCUGAUGGAUCACCGUUGACAGAGACAGUCAAUCGCAUCGCGGCAUUCAAAAAGCUUUUGAACAGUCUUGUUCGCCAGGCAUAUGUGAGCCAAUCCAAUAUCAAGACAGAAGCAUCAGAGGAUGACACAGAGGCACCGGAAAAACCGCCUACGUCCAAUGUUGAUAUCAAGAACGACAAUUUGGUUUUAACCCUUUUCGGAAAUCCUUCAAACCCGAAACAGCUCUACUCAAGUCUGCAAAAGUCUGUCAAAGUCCCAUUGUCUUCCGAGGAAACUGAGGCGGAGAAGUAUGUCGAAGUGCAAGCACCAUUGCGUGAAAUCGGACUUCCUAACGGUAUCACUACCACCAAGGUCACACCCCACAACCUUGAGAAAAGCAAAGAAACCAAGACAUUUGGCGAGGUUUUUAAGCCUCGCUCAUCUUUGCCUCAGUUAGAGCCUCCGCGCAGAGCUAGGUCCUCAUCCCGCAACGCCUUUAAUGCCUGGGCCGAUCCCUUUGAGGCAGUAACAAACUUCAAGGCUUUCCCGGGAGAACGGAAUAAUUACUGUUUAGCGCCUCUUCCGUCAGGACAAUGGCUGCAAUACGGCGGUGUCACUUCUUCCCCAUCAUACUGGAACCGGAGGCAAAAACAACAGUCUUCUCCAAACAAUGGAGAAGAGAGGUAUCUUGAAGAUUCGUCUCUGUGGACGGAUGAAGAUCCGUCUCUUCUACAGGGUAUCUAUUCAUCCUUUGCUCCGUCUUUCGACAGCUCCGGGGCUAUUGUGCAGGCCGACGCAAAAGAUAUGGUAUGGUGGGGCAAACGGGGGCAAAAACGCAUGCACACGCUACUAUCGAUACCAUACAAUGAAGAGCCUGAGGUUACACCCACAGAGCAACCUGGCAACAUUGGCGAGCUUGAUGAAAGCACUCUCGAGGAGAUGGUCAAGACAUUCAACCCCGAGGACUUUGCAGACAAUGUAACCUAUACCGACGCGUCGAAAGAGGGACAAGAAGAAAAAGAAAAAGAAGAUCAGGACAUGGAAGACUUGCUACUUGAUGUCUCAGAACUACUCGAGACACUUAGUUCAUACCAAAGAAUCCGUGUUCUUGACCCGUCGGCGUCAAACAAGCAGGGUGCCGAACCUAAAGACACAGCAUCAGAUGCGGGCAACGCUGACACGCCGUCUGAAGCAGAAAGAGGUGUUUAUGAAACACUGAAAUCAAGUCUCACUGCUCUCGUUAUGAAUCUCCCACCUUAUGCUGUUGCCAAAUUAGAUGGUGACCAACUGGCAGACCUGAACAUUAGUCAGAAGAUAUUGGUUGAGAACCCCGAAUAUCACGGCACCAUGGAGAAAGAUGAUUAUACGAUGCAACAAGAGCGAGCCGCAGCAAUGGCGCCCGCAGCUGGUGGUGCCACCCGGAGUUCUACAUCCAACGUGGCCUCUGCCUCCCGUUCGGGAAGCUUCCAGGGAGGAUACAACUCGCGUGCAUACGCUACUAAUGCUCGAGUUCAGCAAGCCCAAGGUUUUCAAGCUCCACAGCCCUACUACGGUGCGAGGCAACCCUCGACAUCGGGCCCUUAUACCCCAGGCCAUCCGCAACAGUACUCGGGACCUCGGCCUCCGACUACCCCCUCUCAGCGACCAGGUUAUAAUCCAUACUCGCAAGCGACUCCACAAUACAACCAGGCAAAUGCCGUUCCGCAAUUUCAACGCCCAGGGCAGAAUGGCUAUACUCCGUAUGCAGGACAACAAGCACAGGCGUCCGCUCAAGCUUCGCCGCAGCCAUAUACACCACGACCUGGGCAACAAGCCGCUUACAAUGUGCCCUAUGGCCAGGGGCGUGGCUCACCUCAAAAACCGCCUCAAUAUGCCACUCCUCAGGCACGAGCACAGUACAUGACGCCUGGCUCCGCCAAUCCUUCCCAAAAGUACCUCUCUCAACAGCAACAGCAACAGUCCCAAUACACAAACUAUGCUUCGAACCAAGCUCCCCCGUCAUCUGGCGGGUAUGCCAACUCGGCUGCUGCCAUGACCUAUGCCAGGAGUGCUGCUGAGCAAGCUGCUUUGAUGGAUCGAAAUAAGGCACAGCUCGCGGCCCAUCAGAGUCGACAGAGUUCAACCCCUCAGCCAACUGUGGAAAAUGGCAAUUCACAAGACCGGAGCGCCACUCCUGGCAGCAAGCAGAAUGGCACACCGGUGCCCUCAUGA